Molecule: messenger RNA, 4939 nt
Organism: Chrysemys picta bellii (western painted turtle)
Lineage: Eukaryota; Metazoa; Chordata; Testudines; Emydidae
Gene: SLC4A3
Product: solute carrier family 4 member 3
Biological process (GO): transmembrane transport; regulation of intracellular pH; bicarbonate transport
Cellular component (GO): plasma membrane
Molecular function (GO): solute:inorganic anion antiporter activity; monoatomic anion transmembrane transporter activity
Source: RefSeq, a predicted model, not a curated record
GGAGCCCCCCAGGCAAGGCCACCGCUUUGAAGAUAACCCUGGUGUGAGGCGGCAUCUGGUGAAGAAACCAUCUAGGAGCCAGAGCACCAGAACCAGCAGGAAGAUGGUGUCAACCCCAUCUAUCAAGAAGAAGAAGAAGAAAAAGAAGCUGGACAGGCGUCCUCAUGAGGUGUUUGUGGAGCUGAACGAGCUGGUCAUAGAUAAGAACCAGGAGAUGCACUGGAAGGAGACAGCGCGCUGGAUCAAGUUUGAGGAGGACGUGGAGGAGGACACAGCACGGUGGGGGAAGCCUCACGUAGCCUCACUAUCCUUCCGCAGCCUGUUGGAGCUCAGGAAGACCAUUGCUCACGGUGCUGUGUUGCUGGACCUGGAGCAAACCACCCUUCCUGGCAUCGCUCACCUCGUGGUGGAGACCAUGAUUAUCUCCGACCAGAUCAAAGGGGAGGACAGAGCCAACGUGCUGCGUGCCCUUCUGCUCAAGCACAGCCACCCCAAUGAUGAGAAGGAGGGGUUCUUCCCCCGAAACCACUCCAGCUCCAGUAUGAAUUCGAUAGUGGGGAACCACCAUCACAACCACAACCACACGGCCGACACGUGCGUGCCCCUGAUGGGUGAGGAGCGCAUCGAGAUGCUGGACCCCAGAGCCCAGGACUCGGAGUGCAAAGAGAAAAAUCUGCAUCUCCACAGUUCCGAGGGGCAUCGCGGCAAAUAUCUGAAACUGAUGGAGAAGAUUCCUGAAGAUGCUGAGGCAUCCGUGGUCCUCGUGGGCUGUGUGCAGUUCCUUGAACAGCCCACUAUGGCUUUUGUCCGGCUGAAUGAGGCUGUCUUCCUGGAAUCUGUCCUGGAGGUCCCAAUUCCGGUCAGGUUCAUCUUUGUCCUGCUGGGACCCAGUCAGGCCAACGUCGAUUACCACGAAAUUGGACGGUCCAUUUCUACCCUCAUGUCUGACAAGCUCUUCCACGAGGCUGCGUACAUGGCUGACGACCGCCAGGACCUCCUCAAUGCCAUCAACGAAUUCCUGGACUGCAGCAUUGUCAUCCCCCCAUCAGAAGUGGAGGGGAAAGACUUGCUCAGGUCUAUCGCUACCUUCCAGAAAGAGUUACUGAGGAAGAGGAAGGAGAGGGAGCAGAAGAAGUCCACGAAGGAAGGGGUUGUCCAGGAAGCUAAAGAGCUGUGUGAAGUGAAGGCUGAGGAGGAAGAGGAGGGGGACGCUGAGGACGACCCAUUGAGGCGAACCGGCAUUUGUUUUGGAGGUCUGGUUCAGGACAUAAAGCGCAGGUACCCCAAAUAUCUCAGUGACAUCAGAGACGCCUUGCACAGCCAGUGCCUUGCAGCCGUUCUCUUCAUCUACUUUGCUGCUCUCUCUCCUGCCAUCACCUUCGGGGGACUCCUAGGAGAGAAGACAGAGGGUCUCAUGGGGGUCUCGGAGCUGAUCAUCUCCACCUCAGUUCUGGGGAUCCUGUUCUCCCUGCUUGGAGCUCAGCCGCUCCUUGUCAUUGGUUUCUCGGGGCCCCUUCUGGUAUUUGAAGAAGCUUUUUUCAAGUUCUGCCAGAGCCAAGGCAUCGAGUACCUGACGGGCAGAGUGUGGAUUGGCCUGUGGCUCAUCGUCUUCAUCUUCAUCAUUGUGGCAGCUGAAGGCAGCUUCCUGGUGCGAUACAUCUCGCCCUUCACACAGGAGAUCUUUGCCUUCCUCAUCUCCCUCAUCUUCAUCUACGAAACCUUCUAUAAACUCUACAAGGUCUUUGCAGAGCAUCCUUUGCUGAAGUUUUACCCGCCGAGUUUGCAGACUGGCUUGAAUGCCAGCGCGCUCUCUCCUGAUGCUGUGUCUCUGGGAACCAGGAUGCAGCCCAAUACUGCCCUCCUCUCACUCAUCCUCAUGCUGGGCACCUUCUUCAUCGCUUUCUUUAUGCGCAAGUUCAAGAACAGCCGUUUCUUAGGAGGCAAGGCUCGACGGAUCAUUGGAGACUUUGGAAUCCCCAUCUCGAUCCUGGUCAUGGUCUUGGUGGAUUACACCAUCACAGACACGUACACACAGAAGCUGAAUGUCCCCUCUGGGCUCUCAGUCACGUCUCCCCAGAAGCGCGACUGGUUCAUUCACCCCCUGGGCAGCCGACAGGCCUUUCCCAUGUGGAUGAUGUUUGCCUCAGCCAUCCCUGCACUUCUGGUCUUCAUCCUCAUUUUCAUGGAGACCCAGAUCACUACCCUGAUUGUCAGUAAGAAGGAGAGGAAGCUCAUGAAAGGCUCCGGUUUCCAUCUGGACCUGCUGCUCAUUGGUACCAUGGGCGGGCUCUGCGCGCUGUUCGGGCUCCCUUGGCUGACUGCCGCCACCGUGCGCUCAGUCACCCACGUCAAUGCCCUGACAGUCAUGAGCAAGGCCAUCGCUCCGGGGGAGAAGCCGAAGAUCGAGGAGGUGAAGGAGCAGCGCGUGACAGGAGUUGCAAUCGCUGUCCUUGUUGGCUUGUCCAUUGUGAUGGGCAACAUGCUGCGCCGGAUCCCCCUGGCCGUGCUCUUCGGGAUCUUCCUCUACAUGGGGGUCACGUCUCUCACCGGCAUCCAGCUCUACGAGCGUCUCCUCCUCAUCUUCAUGCCGGCCAAGCACCACCCGGACCACGUCUACGUCGUCAAGGUGAAGACCUGGAGAAUGAACCUCUUCACCUGCAUUCAGCUGGCCUGCAUCGUGGUGCUCUGGGUGGUGAAGUCAACAGUGGCCUCGUUAGCUUUCCCCUUUGUCCUGAUUAUGACGGUGCCCUUACGACGAUUCCUGCUGCCCCGCUUCUUUCAGGACCGGGAGCUCAAAGCCCUGGACUCUGAGGACGCGGAGCCGAACUUUGACGAGGACGGCCGGGACGAGUACAACGAGAUGCACAUGCCUGUGUGAGCGGCUGCUCCGCCCCCCACCCUGUGGAAAGCUGCUCGUUCCCAUGCGUUCUCCCUGGCUAAGGCCCAAUCCGAAUGGCUUUGAACUCACUACACGUCAGAUGUUUUCCUGUCUGGACCAAAGAGCAGCUGUGUCGGAACCCUGGAGGGAGGUGGGCAGGGCCGUCCCUGACCCCACCCCUCAUCCACUCCGUGGAAGUGUGAGUCUGUCUCCACCUGUACCCAGCGGGAGACGCUUCUCGCAUCCAGAGGCUCUGUAGGGGCCUGCACUGCCUCGGGUCAUGGGUCUCCCUUACUGGAGACUGGGGGUUGCACUGGUAUGUGGGUUAGCAAAGGGGGGCCAUGCAGCUGGGAGCCACCACCUGUCCACUCACCACAGAGCUCCGGCUCCUCCAAAUGCCAGCCCAAGCUCCACGUUCCACUGAGCCUGAGGCAGGCCUGGGCCCCGCACAGAGCCCCAGUCACAGUGCCUGGCCGGACUCUGCCUGCACAGGCAGGGCAAGACUCCAAGAGUUGCCUGCUCUGCCGCCCCCGGCUGGGCUGCCCAGCUCCCUUAGCGGGCACACAAGUGGGCUCCUUGCACGACUCCCUGCCACGGGCGGCUUCGCAUCUCAGACUGCCCUGCCUGGUUUGCUCACAGCGCUCCUGUGCCAUCCUGGGCUGCAGCACGGCCAGGAUGAUGGGAACUCAGGAGCCUGUGUCCAAUCUGCCCCAGGCUCUCAGUGCUACUGGCCCAUGCACCUGUGUCCCAACAGCAGGAGUUCAAAUCCCAUCCCCCUGCCUGUCCGAGUCCAUUCCCUGGUGCCUGCCCUCCCUGCUGAUCGCUCCAAGUUGUAUUUCUGGGGUGGAGGGGUCUGAGGUCAUGGGCAUUUCCACAGUAACCAGCUGUGAUGUCAGUGUUAAGGAUUGUGAUGUCUGCAGGGGAAGGAGCAGCAGGAGGGGCCUCCUAGAGCAGGCAGGGCUGAGAGGGCUUCCAGAGGAAGUGUCUCCCCAUGGAGCAUGCGGCAGGUUGUAGCCAUGUCAGUCCCAGGAUAUUAGAGACACGAGGUGCGGGAGGGAACUUUUAUUGGACCAACUUCAGCUGGUGAGCGAGCAGCUUUGGCGCUUACCCCGAGGUCUUCUGCAGUCUGAAAGCACCUUUCUCACCACCAGGAGCAGGUCCAGUAAAAGAUGUUCCCUCCCGCACCUUGUCUCCCAGCAGCAGGCAUCCACAGCACGGGUGUUGGGGUCACCAGGACACAGCCUCCACCACAGUGACUGGGCCACCCAGGCCUCGGUGACUGGGUUGCUGUGGCUCCCCUCCUCUCCUAUCCCCAUACCUGGGCCACCCACAGUGUCUGGAGGCACCUGAUAGCCAGAGCCCCUGGCACCCAGGCCUGUCCCUGGGCAACCUUGAAUGUCUUCCCACCUGGAAGGCCAAGGUCUCUCCAGCCGUCAGGGUUUGAGGCCUCAUGUGGGUUGCUGCCUGGGCCCUUCAGAGCCCAGCUCUCCCUGCAGCUCUUGCCAGCGGCGCUCACAGCCUGGGGUGGGGUAACUGCCAUGGAGCCCGAGGGUCACUGGUACGAAGGCUCGGUGGGGCAGGUGGUCCUGAUGUGACAAAGCCAGAGAAGGCAGGUGCCCGGCCCCUCCACACAGGUAUGAGAGGAAGGGGGACCUUGUGGUGCAGGCGCUGGCCUGGGAGUCCUGCCUCCACCAGAACUUCCUGUGGGACCUCAGCAAAGCUACUGACUCUCCCUGCCUCAGUUUCCUAUCUGUGAAAUGGGGCUGAUCCUUCCCUACCUCACACGUGGGGGUGCUCACUACAGCCACAGGGCCAUAUGGAUACCAGCCUGGUGGAGGGCCGGGCACCUGCUCCCGCCGGGCCACAGCCUGGCACACCAACCGCCCCUGUGAUGCCAGUGAAGCCUCCUGGGUAAGAGAUGUGUGUCUGUGGCUGCGUGUCCUGUCCCUGUGUCGUGUAGGAGGCCUGCUGUUGCUGCGUCCCUGCCAGCCUGGCUGUGCGUUGUGACUCAUCUACCCGUAGUGGCAAUGGCUGCACCAAUAAACUCUUCACAGGAACUGA